GACCACCGCCCUGCCCUGUUGCUUUAGGGCCUGUCGCUUCCUGCGGUGGCGGUUGCCAUGGAGACGGAGCUUGGAUGGCAACCAGAACUAGGGAGCUGGUGGAGAAGGUGGCAGCCGCUAGAAGGAGGCCCGGGAGGUGGCUGAGGGGUCCAGGCGGCGGGACGACUCUGGCCUUUUGAAGACCGGGGUGGGUGCUCUCUAGGAAACUCUACAGAGAAGAAUGUCAGAUGCAGAAGAAGCUCCCCGAGAAGCAACAGGAGAAAAUGGAGAAACAGAAAUGAAAGAAGAGGAGGAAGCUAAUCCAAAUUAUAAAGAAGUAGAAGAUCCACAACAGGAAUCAAAAGAUGACACAUUAGCAUGGAGAGAGUCUCAGGAGGAGGAGAGGAAAACGGGUGAGGAGGAAGGGGAGGAGGAGGAGAAAGAGGAGGAGGAGGGGAAGGAGGACAAAAAGAUUGUCAUGGAAGAAACUGAGGAAAAGGCUGGAGAAGUCCAGGAGAAGGAGGCUUCAGGAAUACAGGAAGAAACCACAGUGGAGCCCCAAGAAGUCACAGAGUCCAUGAUCCGUUUGGAGACACAGAUUACCGAUUCCCAGUCAAUCACAUCAGGAAUUUUCCCAAAAACCCAAAGAGGUAGCAAGUCAAAGCUUUCCUUACAAUUGGAGGAUGCAGAAACAGAUGAGCUUUUAAGAGAGCUGAGCACACAAAUUGAAUUUCUUGAUUUGGAUCAAAUCAGUCCUGAGGAACAACAGAUUAGUUCCCCUGAAAGGCAGCCCUCAGGAGAGCUUGAGGAGAAAACCGACCGGAUGCCCCAAGAUGAACUGGGACAAGAAAGAAGGGACUUGGAGCCAGAAAACAGAGAGAAGGGACAAGAAAGGAGAGUAUCCGACAUCCAGUCCAAAGCAGGGAUCUCCCGGGAGUCACUGGUGUCCAGCACCACAGAGGACAUUCUGUUUCAAAAGGAUAAAAGCGCCCCGGUGUAUCCCUUGACCAUGACCUGGUCGUUUGGAUGGAAUAGUUCUCUUCCUGUUUACUAUAUUCGAGAGGAAAGGCAGAGAGUUCUUCUGUAUGUUUGUGCUCACACUGCGAUCAUCUACAACGUGUUCAGGAACAAUCAAUACCACCUUCAGGGCCACGCCAAUAUUAUCUCCUGCCUCUGUGUCAGUGAAGACAGGCGCUGGAUUGCCACAGCAGACAAAGGGCCAGACUGCCUGGUGAUUAUAUGGGACUCCUUCACAGGUUCUGGAGGCCAGAAGUCUGAAACCAAGGUUAUUCCUGUGCACACAAUAUUUGACAGCUGCCCUGAAGGGAAUGGCAUCAUGGCCAUGGCCAUGACCCACGACGCCAAGUAUCUGGCAACCAUCUCAGAUGCUGAAGUCCAGAAGGUAUGCAUCUGGAAGUGGACUUUGGCAGUGGAAACGCCAGCAUGCACUCUCGAACUCCCCACAGAGUACGGUGUUCAGAACUACGUUACUUUUAACCCAACAAAUAAUAAAGAAUUGGUGAGCAAUAGUAAAACACGGGCAAUAUAUUAUGCAUGGUAUGAAGAGAGGGAUACACUGGCUCACAGUGCCCCAGUUUUAACUGAAAAAACCUUCAACAAGCUUGUGGGAAAGUUUAGCCAGUCCAUCUUUCACUUGAAUUUAACACAAAUACUCUCAGCCACAAUGGAAGGGAAGCUGGUUGUCUGGGACAUACACCGCCCACCCUCAUCUGCCUCCACCUUUUUGGGCUUUCCCUAUAUCAAGCCUUGUAAAUUGGUUCAUUUGCAGAAAGAGGGUAUCACGGUACUUACCACAAUUGAUAGCUACAUUGUCACAGGUGACAUUAAGGGGAACAUUAAGUUCUAUGAUCACACCCUGUCUAUUGUUAACUGGUACAGUCACUUGAAACUGGGCGCCAUAAGAACUCUGUCCUUUUCAAAGACCCCAGCAACUCCUCCUACUGAAAAAUCAAACUAUCCUCCUGACUGCACUUUAAAAGGUGACCUUUUUGUCUUAAGGAAUUUUAUCAUUGGAACAUCUGAUGCCGCGGUGUACCACUUAACAACAGAUGGGACCAAACUUGAGAAGUUAUUUGUAGAGCCCAAGGAUGCCAUUUGUGCCAUCUCCUGCCACCCAUAUCAACCCCUCAUUGCCAUCGGGAGCAUCUGUGGGAUGAUCAAAGUGUGGAAUUAUGAAAACAAACAAUAUCUUUUCAGCAGGGUUUUUGAGAAGGGGCUUGGAGUCCAGAGCCUGACCUACAACCCGGAAGGAGCCCUUCUUGGAGCUGGCUUUACAGAGGGGACAGUUUACGUUCUUGAUGCAAUGUCUUUAGAAAAUGAAAGCCCAGAGCCUUUCAAAUAUUCCAGAACCAGUGUGACUCAUAUAAGCUUUUCCCAUGACUCCCAGUAUAUGGCAACUGCUGAUAGAAGUUUUACUGUGGCUGUUUACAUGCUGGUGGUCAGAAAUGGACAAAGGGUCUGGGAGUACUUAGCAAGACUUCGCUCUCAUCGCAAAAGCAUUCGAAGUCUCCUGUUUGGGGUUUACCUGGACAGCAAUGAGCCUAGACUGCUGAGCCUUGGGACAGACAGGCUCUUGAUAGAGUAUGAUCUUCUCAGGAGCUACAAAGACCACCUGGAAGUCCUGGACAUUCACCACACCGACCAGGGCUGCUAUCCCACCUGCAUGGUCUGGUACCCACCGCUCACCAGGGAACUCUUCCUGCUUAUUUGCAACAGUGGCUACAAAGUGAAGCUUUUUAAUGCUACUACCAAAAUGUGCAGAAAGACGCUUCUGGGGCCAGCUUAUGGUUCCCCUAUUGAGCAGACACAAGUCCUCCCAGUGAGAAGCAUGGCGGAGCUACAGAAACGCUACUUGGUGUUUAUUAACAGAGACAAGGUGGGACUUCAGAUCUUACCAGUUGACGGCAAUCCACAUAAGACAUCUGCUAUUGUUUGCCACCCGAACGGGGUGGCCAGCAUGGCCGUUUCCUAUGACGGCCGCUACGCCUUCACUGCGGGAGGGCACGAUCGCUCGGUGGUGCAGUGGAAAAUCACCUUAAGUGUCCUGGAGGCAGCGGUUUCUCUUGGGGGUGAAGACUUGACCCCAUUCUAUGGUCUGCUGUCUGGUGGCCGGGAAGGAAAAUUCUACAGGGAGCUAGAAGACUACUUCUACUAUUCUCAGCUCCGCAGUCAAGGCAUCGACACAAUGGAGACCAGAAAGGUGUCAGAACACAUUUGCCUGUCAGAGCUUCCUUUUGUCAUGAGAGCAAUUGGCUUUUACCCGUCUGAAGAGAAGAAAUGGAUCAGAAAGACGGUUCUGGGCAUUUCAGAUGCACUCUUGAGUAACUGCCUUAUGGUAGAUAUGCUGUUUCUGAAAGGCGCACUCCUCAUGGAAGUUUGAUGUUGGUUGGAGCAUGGGUCUUGCAACCAUGGUGUUGAAUUGGACGGACUGGGGCUGCCGUCUCAGCCCUGACCCUUGCUAGGUGAGGACCAGCCUCGUAGGAUUUUUUUCUUUUCUUUUUUUUUUUUUUAGGUGGAGUCUUCCUCUGUCACGCAGGUUGGACUGCAGUGGCACAAUUUUGGCUCACUGCAACCUCCACUUCCUAGGUUCAAGCGGUUCUCCUGGCUCAGCCUUCCGAGUAGCUGGGAUUACAGACACCCACCACCACGCCCCGCUAAUUUUUGUAUUUUUAGUAGAGACGAGGCUUCACGAUGUUGGUCAGACUGGUCUCAAACUCCUGACCUCAAGUGAUCUGCCCGCCUCGGCCUCCCAAAGUGCUGUCAUUACAGGCAUGAGCGACCACUCCCGGCCAGCCUUAUAGGAUUUGAGGAGGGGAUUGAUGUCUACGCAGCCCUGGGCACGGUGCUGGGUGCACAGGAAGAGCUCAGUGAAGGGAGGGAGUUAUUAUCAUCAUUGUUAGUCUCGCUGUCUAGUUGCUCUUAACCUAGCAGGUGUUAAUGGGGCACCUUUGGAAGCUGGGUGCUCAUCUGGACUGUGGAGCACGGAGGGUGCAGCCGUCCCUCAUGACCGUGCCGCAAAAGCACCCCCAGAUGCAAGAAGCCCCAAGCAGAGUCAAGAAGCAUCUCAGGGAAAUGUUCCUCAUGUAAACUGUUGUUUAAAGUGCAGGUAAGCCGGUUGUGGCAGCUCACGCCUGUAAUCCAAACACUUUGGGAUGCCAAGUGGGGGAGGAUCACUUGAGCCCAGGAGUUUGAGAGCAGCCAGGGUAACAUAGAGAGAUCCUAUCUAUCCCCAUCCCCCCCAAAAAAUUGCCCGGUGUGGUGGCCCGUGCUUGUGGUCCCAGCUACUCAGGAGGCCAUGGCAGGAGGAUCACUUGAGCCCCAGAGGUGGAGGCUUCAGUGCCCGUGAUUGUGCCACUGCACUCCAGCCUGGGAGACAGAGCGAGACCCUGUCUCAAAAAAAUUAAUAAAUAAAUAAAGUACAAUUUAUUGU
This is a messenger RNA of Pan troglodytes (chimpanzee), 4429 nucleotides long. RefSeq names its product cilia and flagella associated protein 251 (gene CFAP251). Gene Ontology annotation, molecular function: protein binding. Gene Ontology annotation, cellular component: sperm flagellum. Lineage: Eukaryota; Metazoa; Chordata; Mammalia; Primates; Hominidae. Bases 221 to 3379 code for a protein of 1052 amino acids. The record is from RefSeq and is a predicted model, not a curated record. The transcript is spliced from 21 exons.